UGCUGGUGAGACACCGGACCUGAAGCUCCUAGUGCAUGAGGACAGUUGAAGAUGGCGACUGGAGUCCUUCACAGAGUCUGCGGGGGCCUGGGUCGGGCUAAAAGCUCGGCACCUUCGGCCGGACAGCUCAUCGUGUGGAGCAGGGGAUUUGGAACGACAAGCAGCAGAGACAGACAGGACAGCUGGUUUAAAUCACUGUUUGUGAGGAAAGUGGAUCCCAGGAAAGAUGCACACGCUAACCUACUGACCAAAAAUGAGGAAAGCAACCUGUACAAAAUUCAGUUCCAUAAUGUCAAGCCAGAGUGCCUUGAUGCAUACAACAAACUCUGUGAGGAGGUUUUGCCCUCCAUCCACGCUGAUAAGUACUACCCCUGUGAGCUGGUGGGCACCUGGAAUACUUGGUAUGGAGAACAAGACCAGGCUGUUCAUCUGUGGCGUUACAGAGGUGGAUACCCGGCUCUAACGGAUGUGAUGAACAAGCUGAAGCAGAACAAGGAAUUCACAGAGUACAGGAAGGAGCGGGGUAAGAUGCUGAUGUCUCGCAGAAACCAGCUUCUGCUGGAGUUCAGCUUCUGGAACGAGCCCAUUCCCCGAGAGGGCCCUAACAUCUACGAGCUCAGGUCCUACCAGCUCAGGCCAGGAACCAUGAUCGAGUGGGGUAAUUACUGGGCCAGAGCCAUCGGAUACCGCCAGCACAACAGUGAAGCUGUGGGAGGCUUCUUCUCACAGAUCGGAAACCUCUACAUGGUUCAUCACCUCUGGGCUUACAAAGACCUUCAGUCCAGAGAAGACACAAGGAACGGCGCCUGGCAGCAGGAGGGCUGGGACGAGGUGGUGUAUUACACAGUUCCUCUUAUUCAACACAUGGAUUCCAGGAUUAUGAUUCCGACUAAGGCUUCCCCGUUGAAGUAAAGUGAGAUGGAAGCUGAAAUCUGGUGGCAUCCCCCCUUGAAUGUUCCAUCCAUCCAGAGCAUCACUGUCGUGGUUUCAACCUCUCGCCAGUGCUGCCGAACAUGGCCCCUUCUCUUGUCCCUCCUUUAUUACUUAAAAAUGUUACCAGGACAGGAGGCAACAAUGCCCACCAUUUGUCAGCCGUUGAAAUAUUCAAAACCUAUGACAGAUGCACAACAUCUUUUUUUAGUUCUCGUGCAGGAUGAGUAAAUUUGGCUGAUUUAAACCUCCUGAUGGUCAUGAUGUCCAAAGUCUGGUGCCACAUUAAAUCUGGGCCGUGCAGAGAGCUCAUCUCUAAGUUUAGAAACAACCAAAGUUACUUGAAAAAGACAUGCAGCCGUUUGUUGACGACAGAUAGAAAGAAUAUUGUUGCUGAAGCUCACUGCACAAUGCAGGAGCUAUUUAUUUAUUUAAUGUCAAUUUAGCGUGCUGUUGGCACUUUGAUGCAAGCCAUUACUUUUCAGAGUGAAGUGAAAUCAUCUUCACAAAAACAUCUUUCAAGAAAACUGUAUUUCUGUUGCAUAUCAUGAUAAAACUAAAGUAUGACAGUGUAACAUGUACGUUAAUUGAGGUCCAUUAUAAAUCAAAAACAUUUUUGGCAAACUACUCCUUUCUGUUGCUGCUUAGGAUGUCCCUAGGUUCUCUGUUAUGGUAAUGUUGCGGUUCCAUGGUGCUGUGUUUGUAGCUAUUGCUUAUUUCAUGUGAAGACUGCAUGUCUGGUUUCAGAAAUGGUUUUUAUCCAACAUGUUUAAACGGGGCAUAGCUAUCAUGUAUGAUAAACUCUGGAAACAAAUGUUAUCUAUCAGUGGCUGAGGCAAUCUAGCUGCUGGUUAUUGUAAUAUCAGAUUUUAUUGUUAAAGGAAGCAUGUUUAUCUUGUCUUUUGUUACUCAGUUCACAGGAAACAGUGUAGAGGGCAACACGAGACAGCCAAAACAGAAUAAAGCAGUUUCAACAAUG
This is a messenger RNA of Eleginops maclovinus (Patagonian blennie), 1909 nucleotides long. Its product is annotated as protein NipSnap homolog 2-like. Gene Ontology annotation, cellular component: mitochondrion. The transcript has 10 exons. Lineage: Eukaryota; Metazoa; Chordata; Actinopteri; Perciformes; Eleginopidae. The record is from RefSeq and is a predicted model, not a curated record. Bases 52 to 912 code for a protein of 286 amino acids.